AUGGUUGCAGGAGUUUUCCCGUUCCUCACGCUCCAGAUCACGGGCGCGCAGCAGCACUGGAGCCAUCUCGAGCUCGUCCGGGUCGUCGAGAACGCCCCCGCCUCGCUCGCAGCGACGAACGGGAACGACAACAUACUUUGGUCAUGCAUUAGAAUGCAGGCGUCACCAGGGGCACAUCUACAAAUUGUAGUUCUGCAGGGCGCCCACCGUAGAGCUCGUUCUUAUCAACUAUCACUCGAUAUUCAGCACCCGUCGGUCGAAGUGUUCAACGACGAGCACGACGAGCACCGGGUUCUCCAAUCGUAUACCCGUAUUUCGUCAACGCAACCGGGAAACCCCGCGCAGCUCCUGAGCCUCAUGCAGCCUCUUCUCCCGCCUUCAGUCUCGCCGUGUGUCUACCGAUCUUACUUCUACUUCUACGUACGCAAGCGGGGGUACCCCGUCGCGCCGCCCGAGCUCGAGCUCGAGCAAGUGCACGUCUACAUUCGACAUGGUGUGUGGUACCGUUCCCUGGCUGUAGAUGAUCUCGGUCUUGACGAAUGUCGUGUGCUUGAAUGCGGACCGCAGGUGAACGCACCCCAGUAG
This is a messenger RNA of Fomitopsis serialis, 585 nucleotides long. RefSeq lists its product as uncharacterized. Bases 1 to 585 code for a protein of 194 amino acids. NCBI's taxonomy places the organism in Eukaryota, Fungi, Basidiomycota, Agaricomycetes, Polyporales, Fomitopsidaceae. The record is from RefSeq and is a predicted model, not a curated record. The transcript has 3 exons.